CUCGGCCCCCGCCGCCUUCCCGGGAGCCAACCCCGGGCUGCGGCCGCGGGGCGGGGGUGAGCCGGGAUCGCGCCUUAUGCAACCGGCUCAGGGAGCGGCCGCCGCCGCCUCGCCGGCAGCAGCAGCAGCAGGAGCAGGAGCAGCCCGGCGCUGUCCGUGAGUCCCGGGCCGAGGGGAAGAARGGCAGCGCAGGCGCUCCGGUCCCGCUCCGCCGGGCCGUCCCGCAGGUGCGGCGGGGCUGAGGGGCUCCGGCCGGGCCGGGCCGGGGGUGAGGCGGGGCUCCCUGACUCCCUCGCUCCGGAGCGCGGCUGUCUUGCGGAGGAGGAGGAGGAGGAGAGGGCGGGAGCUCCUCAGCCCGUGCCGGCCUUCCCCUCAGCACCCCGCCCGGCCGUGUGCCCGGCAGCCCGGCUGCGGGGAGAUGCGUGCCUGGGACGACCUCUACCCGUUCCCAUUGCCGCCCUCAUGGGUGCCGGGGGCUGCCGUCGGGAUUCUUUCCUUGCACUUCUUCCAGAAACUCCUCUUCCCCUACUUCUGGGCCGACCUGAGAUACCUGUUCAAAGUGUUCACCUAUGGGCUGAGAGUGGAGAUGUACCGGCUGCAGGGGCGGGUUGUCACCGUCCUGGACAGGUUUGUGAAGCUGGCGGAGAAGCAGCCCCACAAACCAUUCCUCAUCUACGAAGGGACCGUUCACACCUACCGGGAUGUAGACCGGAGGAGUAACAGGAUAGCGCAGGUCUUCCUGAAGCACGAGGCUCUGAAGAAGGGAGACACGGUAGCUUUGCUGAUGGGGAAUGAGCCGGACUUCAUCCACGUGUGGUUCGGACUGGCCAAGCUGGGCUGUGUGGUGGCGUUCCUCAACUUCAAUGUCCGCCUCAGAUCUCUCCUGCACUGUGUCAGUAGCUGUGAGCCCAAGAUACUGGUUGUGGGAGCAGAUUUGCUUGGGACACUGGAAGAAAUUCUUCCUAAACUUCAAAAAGAUGUUAGUGUUUGGAUAAUGGCCAARGACUCCACAUUCCCAAGUGUGCAUACCCUUUUAGACAAAAUAGAAGCUGCRUCUGAAGACCCUGUUCCAGUUAAUCAGUGCUCUGCCGACAACCUCAAGACACCUGUUUUAUACAUAUUUACUUCAGGAACAACAGGUCUUCCAAAGGCAGCAGUCAUUAGUCAUUUUCAGAUUCUUAAAGGAGCUGCUGGACUGUGGGCUUUUGGGGCUACUUCACAAGAUAUAAUUUAUAUUACUCUGCCUCUUUAUCACAGUGCAGCUUCUCUUCUUGGCAUUGGUGGAUGCAUUGAACUGGGUGCAACCUGUGUGUUAAAAAAGAAGUUCUCAGCUAGUCAGUUUUGGAGUGACUGCAAAAAGUACAAUGUGACUGUCAUCCAGUACAUUGGAGAACUUUGCCGUUACCUUUGCAAUCAGCCAGUGAAGGAAGGAGAAAAGAAUCACAAAGUCCGACUAGCAGUUGGAAAUGGAGUAAGAAAUGAUGUAUGGAGGGAAUUCGUAGACAGAUUUGGUGCUAUUAAGAUCUGUGAGUUCUAUGGUGCUACUGAAGGAAACAUUUGUUUCAUGAACCACACAGGAAAAAUUGGAUCUGUUGGACGCACCAAUUUCUUUUAUAAGCUAUUUUUCCCAUUUGAUUUAAUCAAGUAUGAUUUCCAAAAAGAUGAACCAAUUAGAAAUAAGCAUGGUUGGUGUGAAAAAGUUAAGAAAGGUGAGGCUGGUCUUCUCAUUUCCAAAGUCAAUGCGAAGAACCCCUUCUUUGGUUACGCUGGCAAUAAAAGACACACAGAAAAGAAAUUACUCUGUGAAGUAUUUAAGAAGGGAGAUCUUUAUUUUAAUACUGGAGAUAUAAUGGUUCAAGACCGUGAAAAUUUUAUGUAUUUUUGGGACAGGAUUGGAGAUACCUUCAGAUGGAAAGGGGAGAAUGUUGCCACCACAGAAGUUUCUGAUGUCAUUGUCAUGUUAGACUUCAUACAAGAAGCAAAUAUCUAUGGUGUAUCUGUGCCAGGUCAUGAAGGAAAAGCAGGAAUGGCUUCUCUUAUUUUAAAGAACAAUGCAUCAUUAGACUUGGAGCAAAUGUAUAAGCAAGUAGUGACCUAUCUACCAAAUUAUGCUUGUCCCCUUUUCUUAAGAGUCCAGGAAAAAAUGGAAAUGACAGGAACAUUCAAACAGCAAAAAUUUCAACUUGUGGAUGAAGGUUUUAAUCCAUCUACAAUUACCGAUCCUCUUUAUUUUUUAGAUCAUUCUAAGAAAGCAUAUGUCUUCUUAACCAAAGAAUUAUAUGAGACGAUCUUAUCUGGAAAAAUGAAGCUUUGAUUGACCAAAUAAUAGGUUAUUAAGGGACAGUCUAUACAAGCUAUUGUAUGAGAAAACAAUCAAAUUCAUGACCAGUAUUUAUACAUAGUUAUCCAGAAAAAAAUGGUUUUGUGUUUGAAUAAUCUUUUUUUACAUUCAGAUUAUGUCUGACAUCUUUACUCACUUGAGCUUUAUUUUUUUUYGCUUUUUACCUCGAGACAAAUUUCUAAGCAAAUAACCUGUGAAACAUAACUGAAAUUUAUUUUCUGUUUACUUCGGAAUAUAAAUGCUGAAUCUGAUACUUUUCCUUAGUAGUAAAUAAACAUAAAUGAUACAUAGUAUGAUACCUGGUGAAAAAAAGCAUCAGCAUGUAAAGAUACUGUUUCACAUGCUGUGUCUAAACAGAAAAAAUGUAUUUUUCUGUACUUUACAUACUUCUGAGUAUGUAUAGUAAGAAGUAAAGACUUGAGAGUGGUUGAAAGGAAAAACAACUUUUCUGCAGAGGUCUUUUCUGAUGAAACAUAAAAGAAACUGAAGCAGAAGAAAGUCCUCCAAACAAACCCAAAUUGUAACAUCACUGUUUAGAUUUUCUUUUUCUUAAUCUGUGUUCUUUCGUUUGUUAAGCUGGCUGUUUAGAGUGUCAAAUUCUGAAGACAAAGUGAAACUUUGUGAAAUGUUUCACAGCAGAUCAACAACAGGCAAAGAAGRUCUGCACACUUAAUGGGGAAAAUAAUUUACAUAGAAUUAUUGCAGCACUUUAUGUCAUGUAUAUUGACUAACAAAUAGCUUCCACACUCUUAUUGAUUGCUAGAGAUCAUUAUUUUAUGAGUACAGAAUACAGCAAAUUUUUAAAACACUAAAUUUUAUGUUCUAAUAAUUGCAUUUUCUAAGUUAUAAAAUAAAGUAUAAGAUUAUUUUAA
This is a messenger RNA of Malurus melanocephalus (red-backed fairy wren), 3213 nucleotides long. RefSeq names its product solute carrier family 27 member 6 (gene SLC27A6). Bases 419 to 2314 code for a protein of 631 amino acids. Gene Ontology annotation, molecular function: long-chain fatty acid transmembrane transporter activity; long-chain fatty acid-CoA ligase activity. The transcript is spliced from 10 exons. The record is from RefSeq and is a predicted model, not a curated record. Lineage: Eukaryota; Metazoa; Chordata; Aves; Passeriformes; Maluridae.